Messenger RNA from Danio rerio (zebrafish), 598 nucleotides. NCBI's taxonomy places the organism in Eukaryota, Metazoa, Chordata, Actinopteri, Cypriniformes, Danionidae. The record is from RefSeq and is a predicted model, not a curated record.
AUUCAGCUCACCUCACUUUCAAGCUGUUCACUGGGAGCUGUUUUUGCAAUGUCCCAAUAAAACAGCUUGUAGGUCCCCAUUCGGGACAGCAGGACGUGGGCCUUUUGGCCUUUCCAGGCCUCUUCUAUGCCUUUGUGUUAGAAAAAGUAAUUGAAAUAGUUUCACCAUAGUAUACAAAUGUACAUAUAUUUACAUAUUUAUAACUAUAUUAGAAUAGAAACAGAUUAUUUUGUUUAAAAAGAAAUUAAAAGUUACAUACAUUUUUCUUUAAAAGUGGAUGCAUCAGAAGAUGAUGGAAGGCAAGUAGAUUUAUGAGCAGCUGAAAGAAGAGGUGAGAAAGUGGCAAAAGGAGAAGAAGAUGGAGGAGAGAGAGCAGCCAGAGGAGAGGAAGCUACUGGAGGAGAAGAUGGAAAAGAUGGACCAGAAAGAGCAGCUGGAGAACAGAGAGCAGCUGGAGGAGAAUAUUGAGCAGGUGGAGGAGCGACAGCAGCGGGAGGACAAGAAUGAGAAGCUGGAGCAGAGAGAACAACUGGAAGAGAAGCUGGAGGAGAGGGAACAGCUGGAGGAGAAAGAGCAGCUGGAGGAGAAGCUGGAGUAG